AUGCGGGGGAUCCGCACGAUAGCGCUUGCGCGCACGCCGAGGCGCCUUACAGCACUGUCACCAUCUGCAAGCGCCAUGCGCGGAGCCGCGUCAGCCGCAAGAAUAGCGCUCGCGCGCGCGCCGACGCGCCCUGCAGCACUGUCAUCAUCGCGCAGAGCCGCGUCAAGCGAUGCCGACCGCCACCGCAGCACGAUCUUCGACCGGCGCAACGUCGAGUUUUUGUUGUGGGAGCAGCCCGCCUUCGCGGCGCAAGCCGGCGACCGCGAAACGCUUUCCGCGAUGUUGGACGCCGCCGAAGAUCUAGUCGAGAGCCACGCCUCCGCCGACGCCGUCGCCGACGCGCACGAGCCGACCUGGGACCCUGAAACAAACAUAGUUUCAAUCCCCGCCGAAACGCGAGCGUUCCUGGACGCGCAGCGCGAGGGCGGGUUCACGCUGCUCGGCGCUGAUAUAGAGGACGGCGGCCUCGGGCUCUCUCUAACCGCCUCGACGGCGGUCAACUCGAUCAUCUCGUGCGGCUUUACCUCUGGCCUGGGCGGCUUUUAUGCGUUGACGCACUGCGCCGCGAAUUUGAUCAAAGCCCACGGGACCACAGAACAAAAAGACACGUAUGUGCGACCAUUGGUCGAGGGUAGAUUUGGGGGCACGAUGGCCCUGUCCGAGGCGCAGAGCGGGUCUAGUCUGAGCAACCUCAAGGCGAAGGCGCGCCAUGUCAGUGGAGACGAGUACCGCCUGAGCGGCAGCAAGAUGUGGACCUCGGGUUUUGACCACGACUGCUUCGAGAACAUUGUGCAUCUAGUCCUGGCGAAGAUCGACGGCGACGACACGCCUCCGGGCAACCGGGGCAUCUCGCUCUUCAUCGUGCCCAAGGUACUGCCAGACGGGUCGCCGAACGACGUCGCGCUGAACGGCUUGAACCACAAGAUGGGCCAGCGCGCGCUACCGAACUCCUACUGGUCCAUGGAGGAGGGCUGCGUGGGCUACCUGGUCGGCGACGCCAAACAUGCGGGAUUGAUGCAGAUGUUCACGAUGAUGAAUGAUAUGAGGGUUGCCGUGGGCCUGCACGCGGCCUGCUGCGGGGUCCGAGGCUUCCAGGAGAGCCUGGCCUACGCGAAGGAGCGGAUCCAAGGUUCGGCGUUAGGUAGCAAAACUCAAGUCCCCAUCAUCGAGCACGCGGACGUCCGGCGCCAGCUCCUCGCGCAGAAGGCGCUGAGCGAGGGCGCGCUGCACUUAUGUUUUUUUGCCGCGUCACUGGUAGAUGACUCGAAGACAAAUGAGGAGGCCGCCACGUUGUUGGAGGUAUUGAUCCCGGUCGUCAAGGCCUGGCCCUCGGAGUUUGCAUUGGAGGCGAACAAGUGGGCCAUCCAGGUGCUCGGCGGCUACGGGUAUACGCGCGACUACCCGGUCGAAAGAUUAUAUAGAGACAACCGGCUGAACAUGAUUCACGAGGGAACAAAUGGGAUCCAGGCCCUCGAUUUAUUAGGGCGCAAAGCUGUGAUGAAGGACGGCGCGGCCACGAGAGCGCUCGCGACGGCGAUGAUGAGAGAUGUCCAUAUGAACGCAGACAUCUUGCCGGAUCUAGCCGCGGAUCUGGGUGAAGCCGUCGAGCGCUACGGCGCGACGACGGCUCUCCUUGGAAAGGAGCUAUCUCAGAAUCCGGCGCGGGCGCUGGCGAAUGCGCACGAGUAUUUGAAUAUGGUCGGCCACACGGUCGUGGCCUGGCUCUGGCUCCGCGAGGCGGCGGCCGCGCAGAAGGCGCUGCCCUCCGCGACGGGCGCGGACGUGCCCUUCUACGAGGGCAAAAUCGCGACGGCGCGCUACUUCUUCAGGCACGAGCUCGUCAAAACAAAGGCGCAGGCGGAUCUUCUGGCAUCGCUCGAGACGUCGGCGCUCGACGUUCGGCCGGGGCACUUUUAGGGUAUCUUUAUUAACGGUUUGUUGGUGGUCUUUCUUUGUGUUAGACCUACCGAGCUAGUGAUUUCCUCGGCGGCGGGACUCCUGUUACGGGUGCUAUUUCCUCGCACGACUCUAGCGCAGUAAAGACACUAGCAAGCAAAAAUGUCGUGUCUUUUUGGCCGCCGAUUGAGCCGAUAGAGAUCUUUAGAAGCAAGGCAAGACACGUCGUGACGCAGCAAAGUCACGUGUCUUGCGUAACGAGCCCUUUCUACGCGCUAACGCAGCGCUGCUCGACGUCUUGCAAGCGGUCGCCUCCGCAUACGGACAGCGCCGUCGCGCUGACGCCGGCGACGCGGCCGCAGCGAUGCGCGACACCCCCCGCGCGCGCAAGCUCCAAGAGCUCAUCAAACUUCUAUAUGGCGACAUAAGAGAAAAGGAGCUCCCGCGCAUCCUGUUCCUCUCGUCAUUACUAUGCUGCAUCAUCGGCGGUUUUUGGUUAUUGGAUUCGUUGAAGGACACGGUGCUGGCGACGACGGUCGGUUUAAGGUACCAGCCCAAGGCGAAAUUGAUAUCCGUCGUGGUCACGCUGUUUGUGGUCAGCGGCUACACGACGCUGGUAAGACGAAUACGGCACAAGCCCACGUUGUUUUAUUUAAUUGGAGGCGCCUACACGUUGAUCUUUAUUGUGAUCGGCGGGUUGCUGGCGCACGAGACGAUCGGCAUGCGAAAUACGACGCCGGACCCCCGUCGAUUGGUGGGGUGGUUCUCGUAUUUCGCCGUGGAGUCCUACGGGUCGUUGAUGGUCGCGCUGUUCUGGGCCUUCACGAACGCGUCCGUCGAUGCGGACACGGCGGAAAGUUCGUAUGGGUUGGUCGUGGCCUUCGCACAACUCGGAGCCGUCGGCGGCUCGGCUCUGGCGACGCAGGCACGCAGAUUACACAUCUCCUUCUUGUAUGUGCUCGGGGGCUGCUCCUGCGCGUUAGUGUGCGGCAUGGUGGCGUUAUUUGAGUACUACUUCGCCGAGGAGCCUCAAACAGAGGCGCGGCGCGUCGCGUCGGCCGUCGACGAGGAUGAUGAUGAGGAAGAGGAACCACCACCACCACCCGUAGAGAAGAAGGCGGGGCUCUUCGACGGCCUCGACUUGGUAUUGAGGCACUCCUACGUGUUUAAUUUACUGAUGAUCUCGACGCUGUAUGAAAUCGUGCUCACGGUUUUGGACUUUGAGAUGAAAAUUGUGGGACGAGCUAGAUAUGGGGCCGACGGCCGCGGCGCCGAAGAAUUCGCGCGGCUGAUGGGGCAGUUCGGCAUUUUAGUGAACUCCGUCUCGUUUCUGUUUUCGUUGGUACUGUUUUCGUACGUCGUGCGGUCGCUGGGCGUGCGCUCGACCUUACUGGUCUUUCCGGUAUUAUGUUUAGUUGCUACCUUGUUAGCGUACGGCUUCCCGUCGCUGUGGACGCUGUUUAUCGCCACGGCGCUACUCAAAGCCCUGACGUAUUCGCUCAACGAGCCUGCCCUAGAAAUGUUGUAUCUCCCGACAAGCAACGACAUCAAGUUCAAGGCCAAGGCCUGGAUUGAUGUGGUUGGGGCGCGGACCGCCAAGGCCCUCGGUAGCGCGAUCAACGACGCCGUCCAGGGGAACCCCGGCCUGCGGACGUCGCUGCCGCAGUACGGGAACGUGCCUACGUUCGUCGUAUCUCUGGCAUUGUUCGGCGUCGCAUUGAAUAUGGGCCGGCGCUACGACACCAUAAAGGAGAGCGGCACGAUCGUCGGCGAGGAGGACGCCACGCCGAGCGGCGGCUACGAGCUCGUCUCGACGGCGCCGCGGAACGAAGGGCCCUGGCGGCGGAAUUUGGAGCGCUUGGACUCGCUCGACGUCGACGACGACGAGGAGCUGGAAGAUCCGCGAUAG
Molecule: messenger RNA, 3805 nt
Organism: Pelagomonas calceolata
Lineage: Eukaryota; Pelagophyceae; Pelagomonadales; Pelagomonadaceae
Source: the annotation of a GenBank genome assembly